CUCAGGAGAGGUAAUAGUUAGUUCUGUACUAAUUAUCCCAUUUUAUGCACAACUGGUUUUAGUUAUACAGGGUUUAAUAUCUCAUUUUCAGUAAAAUGUCUGGAAGUGUGAAAGAUGAUAUAGAUAAAAGUUCAAUAAUGGACAGUGGAGAAAUAGAAGAAAGGAUUGUUGAUAUCUACAUCACUGCAGAGGCUGUAAGAGAUCUUAAACACAAGAAAGAAGUGGAGGACUUUAACAUAACAACAACCAAACCAACUGAACCCACAGGAAGUGAGUGUGUGAUGAACAGAAGUUACAGAUCAGUUACAGUGUGUUUGGUGCUGCUGUGUGUUCUUCUACUGACUGCAGUCAUAGUGCUGUGUGUCCUGAUCAUAACAAUCAAUCACCAGUUUCACAUCACCAGCAAAAACAUCACAGAAGAGAGAGACCAGCUACUAACCAAAUAUACCAACAUCACUAAAGAGAGAGACCAGCUAUUAACCAACAAUACCAACCUUAUAAAAGAGAGAGACCAGCUACUAACCAACAAUACCAACCUCACAAAAGACAGAGUCCAGCUACUAUUAAAUAAUAAAAAUUUGACAACCGAAAAUGAUAGAUUAUUAACCAACCUUAAUAAACAAAGAGAGCAGUUAAAUGCAACAAUGGAGAUUCUAAAAAGAGAUGGAUUGGCAGUAUUUCAAUCUAGUUUGUACUUCAUUUCAUCUGAUAUGAAGACCUGGAGCGAUAGCAGAACAAACUGCACACAGAGAGGAGCAGAUCUGAUCAUCAUUAACAAUCAAGAGGAACAAGAUUUUUUUAAGAAUAUGCCUGGUAUACACUGGAUUGGUUUGUCUGACAGUGUUGUAGAGGACAGAUGGAAAUGGGUUGACGGUACCACAAUGACCACUAGCUUCUGGGACAAAUCUACAAAUGAGCCAAAUGGAGGAACAAAAGAAAACUGUGCUGUAACUUCUUCAUCAGGGUGGAUUGAUUACUCAUGUAGUAAUACCUAUAAGUGGAUCUUUAAAAGCCUAGCAGCCACCGACCACAGCGCUUUGAUCUGCUUGUCACCGAGGGCGCCCACCUGCAUCUACCCCGAUAAGAUGCAGGCAGAGCACCCAGCCCUUUGGAGCCCCAGCGAAAAACACAAGAGUAAGCGGCCUGCGGCGAGCGACCUGGAAGUUGUGGGGGAGAACGUGACCACACUACUCCCUUUUCCGAUGGAGGCUCAGCUGAAGAAUUUUUGUUCUGUUUUACUGCUGGCUGAAAACUGCAGACCCAACUGCAGAACUCCCCCACCUCAGGCAUCCAUGGAGAGACUCGACACGGGCACCUGUGCUCUGCCCAGCUUGAAAAAGGCUUGGAGAGUGAUCGACAGUGCAGAGCUGUGUCUUCCUUAUCUGCCUCUCUCACCAGUGCACACUUUGGGCUUGAAGACCACAGGCAGUGGUUAUAUAGUUAUAGUGGUAAACAGUAAAAUGUAUAAAAAUAUGGAUAAAAUUAUAGAUAAAAGUACAACAAUGGACAGAGGAGAAAAGGAAGAAAGGAUUGAUGAUAUCUACAUCAAUGAAGAGGCUGCUAGAUAUCUUAAACACAAGAAAGAGAUGAAGGAAUCUAACAGGACAACAACCAAACCAUCUGAACACACAGGAAGUGAAUGUGUGAUGAAAAGAGGUUACAGAUCAGUUACAGUGUGUUUGCUGCUGCUGUGUGUUCUUCUACUGACUGCAGUCAUAGUGCUUCUGAUCAACACAAACAAUCACCAGUCUCACAUCACCAGCAGAAACAUCACAGAUGAGAGAGACAAGCUACUAACCAAAUAUAAAGAAGAGAGAGACCAGCUACUAACCAAAUAUACCAACAUCACAAAAGAGAGAGACCAGCUACUAUUAAAUAACAAAAAUUUGACAACAGAAAAUGAUAGAUUAUUAACCAACCUUAAUAAACAAAGAGAGCAGUUAAAUGCAACGAUGGAGAUUUUAAAAAGAGAUGGAUUGACAGUAUUUCAGUCUAGUUUGUACUUCAUUUCAUCUGAGAAGAAGACCUGGAACGAGAGCAGAACAAACUGCACACAGAGAGGAGCAGAUCUGAUCAUCAUUAACAAUAAAGAGGAGCAAGAUUUUUUUAAGAAUAUGCCUGGUAUACACUGGAUUGGUUUGUCUGACAGUGAUGUAGAGGGCACAUGGAAAUGGGUUGACGGUAGCACACUGAACACUAGUUUCAGCUUCUGGGACAAAUCUGUAAAUGAGCCCAAUGGAGGAACAAAAGAGAACUGUGCUGUAACUUAUUCAUCAGGGUGGAUUGAUUACUCAUGUACUAAUACCUAUAAGUGGAUCUGUGAGAAAAACUUUGUUUAAAUGAGAUGCAUGUUUUUUCAGUAAACUAAGAACACCAUUUUUAAACAGUCUGUCUGAGCAGGAUAACAUUUACUAAGUGAUCUCACUG
Molecule: messenger RNA, 2427 nt
Organism: Misgurnus anguillicaudatus (oriental weatherfish)
Lineage: Eukaryota; Metazoa; Chordata; Actinopteri; Cypriniformes; Cobitidae
Source: RefSeq, a predicted model, not a curated record